AUGCAUGCUCUAAAUGCACUCAUCGGCUCAGUCCGUCUGGUUUCUUCGUCCAUGCUUGUGCAAGUCAGAGGUCGCGGACUCUCGAUCAGCUUGGCUUUCAUGCUGUGCGCAGGAGCGUCGCUAUGCCUGUUCGACCCCACCGAGGCGAAUGCGCACGAGAGAACACUCCUUCGGAGGAAUGUUGCCUCUGAACCAGGAGUGUACUUCACGGCGUGGCCUGCGGCCACCUACUGCCACAUAGGGAAAGCCACUCCUGCCACCACGUACCAUGCCGAAUACGAGUGCUUGCUUUGGACGCACAUGCCCGUUUUGAGAAUGACCACCACGCCGAUGUACCGCCUGUGUCACCUGAUGAAGCUCUUCCAUAUCGAGGAUCACGGAUUGUUGGUCCAGGACACAUUGCUACAGAUGGACACACUGACGUGGGAUGAUUGCUACUUUGAUGUGCGGAAUGAAACGAAACCACCUGAAAAUUGUGCCACUUGCGAAAUCGCCCUGGUUUGUGCCACUGAGCUCCACUACUCGAAUGGACCAGAAUGUGUCACGAAAGCAGAAGGCAACAACGAUGUCCAGUAUUGCUACGGAAAAGAUAAAGUCAACGCUACGGAGGCCAGCAAGCGGUGCGCAGAGAAGUCAUCGGCGCUGGUGGAGAUAGAGGAACUGCCCAGACUACUACACGAGACGCUCGCGAAUGAGCCUUUGCUCAACUGGGAGUUCUGGGUAGACCUGACAAAGGAAGACGUGAGAGAGCUCGCCGGCGUGGUUGCAUUCGACGUGGAUGAUAUUGACUGGAAUAUGCCUUGCAUCACGGUGUGGUUCGGCGCUUGGGUACCGUGGUUUUACAAGCGCAACUGUAGCCAUUUAUAUCCAGUGAUAUGCGAGAACAGCACAUAUUCUGAGAGUGGACGAUUCCGUUACCCUAUUAACGUUGAAGUUUACUGUGGACCCCUCGAUCAGUGGCCCGAUACGCCCUUCGAAUAUUGGGACGCACGCAGCACGAGCAGCCGGCAAGAUAGCAUCGACGAGUGCCUCGCAGUCGAAUUAUCCGAGUCUCCACAGGACUUUUUUCACUUUCCAAAGUGCAAUAGGAUUCCACGUAACUGCUCUGAAGAACUCGGCUACGUAUGCAAGAAAAGCCAUCCACCGAAGACUCAUGGUUUCACCUGCGGCAAGUAUACACAUAACUAA
Messenger RNA from Dermacentor andersoni, 1188 nucleotides. RefSeq lists its product as uncharacterized. Lineage: Eukaryota; Metazoa; Arthropoda; Arachnida; Ixodida; Ixodidae. The record is from RefSeq and is a predicted model, not a curated record.